Molecule: messenger RNA, 1851 nt
Organism: Acipenser ruthenus (sterlet)
Lineage: Eukaryota; Metazoa; Chordata; Actinopteri; Acipenseriformes; Acipenseridae
Exons: 4
Coding region: 147-1070 (307 amino acids)
Source: RefSeq, a predicted model, not a curated record
CCCCUCCCCGUUACCUGCUCUGUGAUGCAAAGAUCCACUUCCAGCCAGCCCUCCAGAGAGUGAAAACAGAGCUGUGCAAACAAGGAAGUGGUAAAAACAAGCGUUCAUGUACACUGAGCAGCUGCUUCAGGUUUUAAACACAAACCAUGACCCCUGUGCAAAGACUUGGACCUUUUUUCGCUGUAGUCGGAUUGUAUCUGCUGUUGUCACUGCCUCCUGCCAGCUUGGCAGCCCAUCUAUUUAACAGCAAUGACACAAGUCUAACCUCCGCUCCCCCUGCUCCCCCACAACAGAAUGCUACGACAACCACACCCAACGGAACAACGCACGUUCCAGCCACAGCGCCACCUACAGGUCCCCUGGUCAACACCAGCGAGUCAACAGAGCUUGUUUCUACAGCCAGUACUCUAACAACUACUCUGCAUCCCACUGCUGAUGAAUCUACAACCCCGGUGAAUGAGACAGAGGGUACCACAGCGCCCCCUGUCACAACACCGCCCACAACUCACGCCAUUCAGACCAGCGCCGGCACGAUCCCCACCACCCUGAAGCUAGACCCGAAUGAAUCUGUAACAAGCGGAGCCCCCGAUGUCACCGGGAGCCUCCCGGUGCAGCCCACCUCCUUUUACACGACCCUCGUCAGCACUCACAACUCAGGUGAACGGUUUGAACUCAACAGUUCAGAAAUGGCGAUUACCAUCUUCUUCAGCAUUAUUCUCGGAGUGGCUGUCCUCGUGUUCAUCAUGUACAGCCUGAACAAGUGCAAGAGGAAGAGCGCCCAGUAUUCACACCGGCCUCUCUACAACACUGCAGACGAGACGGUGGACAGAUACAGCGCCCCAGAUGAUACACUGGUCAUUUCAGGAGGCUUGUAUGAUGGCAUCCGAAUCUACAACCCAAACAUGACUGUUCUUGAGGAGGACGAAGAAGAACUCCACCCAGAGCACCGCCCCUUUGGCUCCAGAGCCCCACAGUUUCGACUGGAAUUUUUGCCAGAAGAACAGGGAAGGCCCCCCAGUACCGGCGGGUCUACCUUUGAAACGUUUCAGGCUCCCCCUGAAGAGCUUUGAUUCAUUUCAGACUGCAACCACCACAAGACCUAAACAGGAAGGUGUAAGCUGACGCUAUACUUAUUUACUGUACUGUCAUGUUUUAUUAUAAUUUUUUUGUUUGUUUGUUUGUAGUCCAUUAUUCAAGAUUUCGCAGAAGCCCAUAAUACCUUGCAGUGAAAAAAAUACAGAGGGGUGAUGCUCAGGAAAUAUUGUUAUGCCAUCUUGUGUUUUUCAGAGGAACCUCUCCCAUGAUUUAGAUUUUCAUCUUCUCAAACAGGGCAACUUACACCAUUGCUACUGCAAACCGGAAUGCAAAACACAUUAUGGGCAACUACGAACAGGUCUCUAUACACUUCACCGUCAAUUAAGACAGCCCUUACAUAAUAACAUGUGGAGAUUUAGCUUGUAGCGUUCGAAUUCUCCCUGAACUAAGUGAUUGAUCUGUUCUCACAGUAUAUGUGUACCAAUGUGAAUGUAGAUGUUCUGCUUUUUGUUUUUCAUUUGUACUUAAACUUUAUUUCAGGUUCCAGGAAUCACUAAGGGCUGCUAAAUAUUUAUCAGCUACAUAUAUCUCUUCAAGUUCAUAUUCCAGAUGUCUAUCUUCAAUAGGCUUUGAUAGCUUUGUUACAUUUUGUGUCGUGUUAAAAAAGUAUUUUAAACUUAUUGAACAACUAUGUAAUUAGCACUUCAGGUUAAUAUAUUGACACAAGUUACAGCAGCUGCCCUUAAAUGUGUAAAAAAAAAAAAAGGACCAUAAUUUUUUGUAUAUAUUUUUUAUAAUAUGUGCACUUAAAAUUAU